Molecule: messenger RNA, 2316 nt
Organism: Ochlerotatus camptorhynchus
Lineage: Eukaryota; Metazoa; Arthropoda; Insecta; Diptera; Culicidae
Gene: Ctr1A
Product: Copper transporter 1A
Exons: 5
Coding region: 799-1509 (236 amino acids)
Biological process (GO): copper ion transmembrane transport
Cellular component (GO): plasma membrane
Molecular function (GO): copper ion transmembrane transporter activity
Source: RefSeq, a predicted model, not a curated record
ACUCCGGAGAACGGAAUCAACAGCUCGGAGUAGCGGAGAAUCGCGAGAGCACAGUCGCCGAGAUUUCGCGAGUAGUGUUGGACGUAAUAACUGUGCGUUGACGGUGUCGAAAGGGAAAAAAAUUGAGUGUAGUGAAGAUAAUCGCAGAAAAUAAAACGCAACAAGGCCACACCACAGUCAUCUUACGUUCCUAUACGCCCGCAGAAACCCUCGCUCCCGAAAUUGUUACAAAACUGCUUUCUAGUGUUUUUAAGUUUUUAUUUGCUUGCUAUUGUUUUUUUUUUCUGGGCGGAAUUGUGGUACCGUUAGUCAGAGGAGUAUAGGUAGGUAUAGUGGCUAAUCGAUCCCUGUACUCUCUCACGUGCGUUUUAUGAUUACCGAAUCCAUUGUCUGAUGACGGAGAAAAAGAAGCUGCCAUAGUGUCAGUGCCCCGUUGUCCCAAUAUACAGGAGUGGUUAUCAGUAUUAACAGUCCCGUUCGUUCGGUGGUAAAGCGGGACGCCCUUCUUUUGAGACAAGCAAGAUUGUAUAAACCCUUAUCGGCGGUGAGCUGGCACCAGGCAGGCAAGAGGCAGUGUUUCGUGUGGUGAUAGCGCUUUUGCGAUUGACCCUGAAAGUUACCGAAGCAAGAACGGGGAGAAACGGUACACGGUCGAAGUUUUGGUGCGGCUCGAAUUUGGAUUUUCGGAAUAGUUUGUCUGAAAGUUGUAGAGUGUAGUUCAAGUGUAUGCCGUAAUCAUUUCAGACCAGACCCUGCACGAGCUCAAAGCAGACGACAAGAAAAUCAGAGGCACUUGUCAUGGACCACUCGGAGCAUCACGACUAUACUCACCACAUGAACCAAUCAGCCGGAAGUGAAAUGCACGACGAGCACGAAGGACACCACGGAUCGAUGGAGCACAGCUUGCAGGAUCACACGAUGGACCAGGGAGCCGCAGCCCACGGAGGUGGUCAUGCCGGACAUAGUGGCAUGAUGCAUCAGAUGAUGUCAAUGGCGUUCCACGGGGGCUACAAUGAGACGAUCCUGUUCGACCAGUGGAAAAUCGACAGCCUGUCCGGGCUGCUGUGGUCCAUGUUGCUUAUUUUCAUCAUGGCGGCGCUGUACGAGGGACUCAAAUACUACCGGGAGUAUCUAUUCUGGAAGACCUACAAUGCACUGCAGUAUCGGCCCGUAACGGUGACGGAGAAGAAUCCCGUAAACGGCACCGUUGGGAACAACAAUGAAAGUGCGACGAAUGGUGGCGGCAGCGGUGACGACGCCUCCCGAGUUGUUCACAUGGUUGGCGAAGUGAUCCAUAAGCAACCCAGACCCACGAUGCUGUCGGCGAUGCACCUGUUCCAAACCUUCCUACACAUCCUCCAGGUAACGCUGAGUUUCCUGCUGAUGUUGAUCUUCAUGACGUACAACACGUGGCUGUGCGUUGCCGUCGUGCUGGGUGCUGCCCUCGGUUACUUCCUGUUCGGGUGGAAAAAAUCGGUAAUCGUUGACGUUACUGAGCACUGCCACUAGCAGCCCUGCAGACCCACGAAAGCCACCAUACGUUGCAGUCCCUCGGCGUCCGAUGCGGCAGCACUGUCGUAAAUAUGAUUCUACCGCCUCGUCAUGCAAUGUCCUGGUCGGGCAGGUGCAAGGUAGGUUACACCUGAUAGUGUGAGAACCGAGUCGAGGGUGGAUUUUCUCGUCAAAGUCGCAGCGGGUGGUGACUAACUUUGUAUAAGGGAUGCUUGUGAGUGAUAGUGGUGAAAAACACACGAUUUUAAAUGGUUUUCUACAAAUCGUUGGUACCGCGUGCGAGGCGUGUGAAAAUGGAAACUCAUCAAAACUGUUUUUAGAUUAAUUAUUAGUAAGAUUUAGUACAGAAAGACUUCAUUAGGCGUUCGAGUUUUAACUGGUCCAGUCCGGUUAGGUAGUUGUUUUGAUUUGAAUCCAGUUAUUUUUUACUUUUUUCGUUUUUUUUUUUUAAUAGCUAUUAUACGAAUAGAAGAUUCUCAGACUAAACAGAAAACACACACAUACAUAUUAUGCCGAAAACAACAAAGUAUAUAGUGUAUUGCGCUGUUAAACUGAGUUGCAAAAGCCAGCUGUAAAUUGGGCUCAAAAUCGUAGUUAUGUAUAAACAUCAGCAACCAGAAAAGGCUUAUACAGAUAAGAACGGGGUGUUGCGGAAACAAAACACCUGCACAUGGAAUUGUGUCGUAGGUGCUCAAUAGAGCACGAAAAAUUACGAAUUUUGUAAAAACAUACCUAAUAGCUUUAAGAAACAGAAUAUAUAUAUAUAUUAUUUUUAUCUAUAGGCUAGUACGGUUACCUAUGCAG